Molecule: messenger RNA, 1587 nt
Organism: Ceratitis capitata (Mediterranean fruit fly)
Lineage: Eukaryota; Metazoa; Arthropoda; Insecta; Diptera; Tephritidae
Product: peptidyl-prolyl cis-trans isomerase-like 2
Exons: 4
Coding region: 1-1563 (520 amino acids)
Biological process (GO): protein polyubiquitination; protein peptidyl-prolyl isomerization; protein folding
Cellular component (GO): catalytic step 2 spliceosome
Molecular function (GO): peptidyl-prolyl cis-trans isomerase activity; ubiquitin-ubiquitin ligase activity
Source: RefSeq, a predicted model, not a curated record
AUGGGGAAGCGGCAGCAUCAAAAAGAUAAGAUGUACCUCACGUACACGGAGUGGUCCGAGCUGUACGGCGGCAAGAAAGUGGAGUCGGCGGAGAAUGAACACAUUAAAUUCAAGCGUCUACCCUAUGAUCACUGUUGCAUUACUAUGGUGCCCUUUGAUACACCCUAUAGUGAUCUAGAUGGCAACGUAUUUAGCUUUGAGGCAAUACAUGCAUUUAUCAAAACAUUCAAAGUGAAUCCCAUAACAGGCAAAUCGGCGGAUGUAAAAGUUUUAAUUAAAUUAAAUUUUCAUAAAAAUGCUGAAGGUGAAUACCAUUGUCCGGCGCUAUUUAAACCAUUUACUAAAAAUUCACACAUUGUUGCUUUGGCUACAACCGGUAAUGUGUACUCUUGGGAAGCUAUUGAACAGUUGAAUGUUAAAGCGAAAAAUUGGAAAGAUCUUAUCGAUGAUUCAUCAUUUACACGCAAAGAUAUAAUCACUAUCCAAGAUCCGCAUCACUUAGAAAAGUUUGAUAUAUCUCGUUUCCAUCAUAUACGUAAAAAUUUGCGCGUACUCUCGGAGGAGGAACAAUUGGAACGAAAAGAUCCAACGAAACGUAUAAAAACUAUGAAUUUAGAAACUAAGGAAACGUUAGCGCAAUUGGAGAAAGACUAUCAGCCAGCAGAAGAGGCGCCAAGUACAUCCAAACGCACUGCUGAUAAGUUCAACGCAGCACAUUACUCUACAGGCGCAGUCGCUGCCAGUUUUACUUCCACCGCAAUGGCACCUGUUUAUAAUUCUGAAGCAGCGAUCAUAGAAGAUGAUUUAGUUAAAUAUGAACGUGUGAAGAAGAAGGGUUAUGUACGAUUGCAAACAAAUUGUGGACCUCUCAAUUUUGAAUUAUAUUGCGAUGCUAUUCCGCGGGCAUGUGAUAAUUUUAUACGGCAUUGUAGUGAUGGCUAUUACAAUAACACAAAAUUUCACCGCUCGAUACGAAACUUUAUGAUACAAGGUGGUGAUCCAACUGGCACUGGCACGGGUGGCACAUCAAUAUGGGGUAAAAAAUUUGAUGAUGAAUUCAAACCUAAUCUUUCUCACUCCGGACGUGGUAUGCUUUCAAUGGCCAAUUCUGGCCCAAACACUAAUGGAUCUCAAUUUUUCAUAACAUAUCGUUCCUGCAAGCAUCUAGAUGGUAAACAUACAGUUUUUGGAAAAUUAGUUGGUGGUAUGGAUACACUAACCCAAAUGGAAAAGGUUGAAGUAGACAAUAAGGAUCGUCCCAUCGAGGAUAUAGUCAUCGAAUCCGCACAAGUCUUUGUCGAUCCAUUCAAGGAGGCGUUAGAAGAAUUGGAGAAAGAACGCGCAGCAGAGGUUGAAAAACAAGUGCAAGUCGCAGCUGAAGUGAAAAAACAAAAACGCUUAAAUGAACCACUAAAAGUCUAUCGACAAGGUGUUGGCAAGUAUUUGAAUCUGAAAGAAGUAAAGGCAAACAGCACCCCGGACAGUAGUGGAAAAAUCGAUGCGACAAAAAAGAAACAAAAAUCAUUAGGGAAAGCAAGUUUUGGAGAUUUUUCUGGUUGGUAGCUUUACAAUUCUCGUAUAAAAUUU